AUGGACGGUGGCGGCUGUGGCUCCUCCACCGCCAGCAUGGGGGGCGGCGCAGCGCUCUGUGGGCAGGCGGCUGUCAGCCGGGGCGGCAGUCUACUGCACAAGCCAUGCGGUGGCGGUGGCAGUCUACUGCACGAGCCAUGCAGCGGAGGCGGCAGUCUAGUGCACAAGCCAUGCAGGGAGGGCGGGAGUCUACUGCAAGAGCCAUGCAGUGGGGGUGGCAGUCUACUGCACGAGCCAUGCAGCGGGGGCGGCAGUCUAGCGCACAAGCCAUGCAGCGGGGGCGGCAGUCUAGUGCACAAUACAUGCAGUGGGGGUGGCAGUCUACUGCACGAGCCCUGCAGCGGGGCUGGCAGUCUAGUGCACAAGCCAUGCAGGGGGGGCGGCAGUCUACUGCACGAGCCAUGCAGUGGGGGCGGCAGUCUAAUGCACAAGCCAUGCAGGGGGGGCGGCAGUCUACUGCACAAGCCAUGGAGUGGAGGUGUGAGCACAGACGCCACAGAGAUGCCGAGUGCAGAGUGCUGUAGCGACGGCUACUGGAACCGGCACUCUCGGAGCUGGAGUAACCGCACAGCUCUCGCCGCCGCAGGCAGGCAUGCUACGCGGUGCCAAGCACCCUCAGCCGCGCGCCUCUGCUCGCAUCCCCCCCAAGAGACGGAUUGCAGCGCCACGGGCGGCGGUUUUCAUCAGCACGCACACACCCGCGCACGCACGCACUGUCGGACAGCACGCAACGCGGCAGCAGGGGCGGGAAACCCCCGUCCCAGCCACCAGCUUAAAGGGGAACCCCCGCAGCAGAGGCACGCAGGCCGCGCAAGGCGACACGGCGCAACGUGA
Schistocerca gregaria is the source of this 834-nucleotide messenger RNA. RefSeq names its product loricrin-like. Lineage: Eukaryota; Metazoa; Arthropoda; Insecta; Orthoptera; Acrididae. The transcript is spliced from 2 exons. The coding region runs from base 1 to 834 and encodes 277 amino acids. The record is from RefSeq and is a predicted model, not a curated record.